Molecule: messenger RNA, 513 nt
Organism: Meloidogyne enterolobii
Lineage: Eukaryota; Metazoa; Nematoda; Chromadorea; Rhabditida; Meloidogynidae
Source: the annotation of a GenBank genome assembly
AUGUUGAUGAUAUUGGCUUGUUUCUAUUUAAUUUCUACACCAAUAUGGGGCUGGAUAUUUGAUCGUUAUAUUGUCCAACGCUUCUCGCCUUCAUUUGUUAGAAUUAUUGGUGGAGUAUUAGUUGCUAUUUCUCCUAUAUUAAUGGGGCCAGCACCGUUUCUGGGAUUGGAAAAAAAUUUAAUUCUGAUUGGAAUCUCAUUUGCAAUUCUUGGAAUAUCUUGUGCUGUACUUUUUGUUCCGGUAUUUAAAUGGUGUUUGGACGCUGUGAAAAAUGAAGGAUAUUCAGAAAAAUCUUCAACUACUUGUGGGCAAAUUUCAGGAUAUUUUAUGUCAUUUUAUGCACUUGGUUGUUUUAUUGGCACAGCUGUAGGUGGUUUUAGUGCUGAACAUUUAGGAUUUGAAUGGACAGCUACUGCUGUAGCUGGAAUACAAAUAAUUAAUGUAGGUGUUUUAAAUAAUGAUCGGCUUACUAAAACCCCCCAAAACCUCUUACUUUCAAAACAAAUUAAAUAA